AUGGCAGUUGCCUCGCGCUUUGUUUGCCAAGUUUCUCGUUUCAAAUCCGUGAGGAGAGUCGGGGUCACUAUGCUGUCUCAAGUUCGUCUUGUCAGGCGAGGUCCUAACGCGUCUCCCUUGCCAUAUACCGCAUCGCCGCUCAAGCUGGUCUUGAACGACCUCUGCCUGUUUGUUCAGAAUUCAUGGGCACUCCCGAACAUCAUUCUACCUCUUUGCCUCGGGCGAACGGCCUCGCUCGAUGAGCUGCACCCGUCCUUUCAAAAUGGAGUGUCAGUAGUCACCCAGACUUUCCUCACCGUCAGCCAACUGCUUUUUCUCUUUUCCGUGCCGCUUGGGAUUAUGUUCGUGAUCCCCGCUCUAUGGAUCAUUCUAUACGUCACGAUCAGUUUGGUCAUGAACUUUGUGAUUUGUAUGCUGGUGUUGAACGGCUUCGGACGGGUCUUGGUGUCACAGGUGCCGGUGAAUGAGCAGCCUGGCCAUGAACGGGAGCAGUGGCUUUUUAUAAAUGGAGUGGCGGGCGGUCAUUAUUGGGUACAAAAUAAUAUCGAUCAGUUAUCGUACACCUUUGGUCGGAAAAUCACCGGGAUACACAACCGCACUGCUGGCUUGACUUUUGAUCUGAUCGAGUGUUUGAUCCAGCGAGGCUUUGCCUACGCCACUGGUGACGUGCGGAGCGCCUACCCGAUGGUCAAAAAGGCACUGUUAGAUCCCGCAUGUGAGAAGGUGGUCCUCAUACUUCACAGCCAGGGGGGUAUCGAGGGUAGCUUGAUUAUCGACUGGCUAUUGGAUGAGAUGCCGCAGGACAUUCUUGAACAGUUGGAAGUGUAUACAUUUGGAAACGCUGCUAACCACUUCAACAACCCUCGUCGUACGUGGCGACGCGGGCCCAACGAAGGCUCAAAUGGUCACCGACGAGCCAACCGAUCCAUUGGAUACAUUGAACACUAUGCUAAUGCGGCUGACCCGGUCACUUGGCUGGGGGUUCUGCGUUUUGCCAAUAUUCCGAAUCGCUAUAUGGGCCGGCUCUUUGUCCGCCCAGGAUCAGGUCAUCUGCUGAACCAGCAUUAUCUAGACAAUAUGUUCACCCUUGGCCCUGAUAUGAGAGUUCUGGAAUCGAAUCCUUUCAUGGACAUGGAAGUGGAGACCACAACAGACCCGGCUUUGGAGAGGACCAUGGGCGGCUCAGAAGAGCCAGACGAAGGUCGGGAGGAAACACUACUUCCUAUACCUAUCAUGGAGAACCGAUCAAGACAGGCAUACAAGCCAGACGAUAACCGAGAGCCUCUUCGUGUGAAAGAUUUCAGUCGUCUCUGGCAAUACCGGAACGGAGGCUCGCCGGGACGACAAAAGAGCGAUCAACCGCAAGACUUUGAAUGCUUCUCAUGCCUCGACAGGUAA
Molecule: messenger RNA, 1398 nt
Organism: Penicillium cinerascens
Lineage: Eukaryota; Fungi; Ascomycota; Eurotiomycetes; Eurotiales; Aspergillaceae
Exons: 3
Coding region: 1-1398 (465 amino acids)
Source: RefSeq, a predicted model, not a curated record